ACCUUUGUGAUGACCAGCCGAGCAGUCACCUGCCUGACCCACCUUCCCCAUCUUUCGUCUGUCGCUUAAGAAGGGAGCAGGUUGGCGGCAGCCAAGAUGGAAUGCCUAGACAUAUCCCGGCUUCUCUUCCUCGGGACCACCCACAACCUCCUUCCCUACAUCAUCCCACCCUGGCUAGGGGAGUUUGCGUGGAGGAGAGAGAGCGUGAAGGUGGCCGAUUUUCCUCCUCUGAACUCUCGGUUUGAAGAGGAGCGUUCUACCUCCGCAGCGCCCCCACGCUGCAGCGCGAGAACAGCUGCGGGUUGAGCCCCCACCCCCACCCCCCCUCUCCGCAAUCCGAGAGAACACGAUCCGGGAGGGCUGGCCGCCAAGGACCGGCCCAGAAUAGUGCUACCCCUGUCGCGCACUUGCUAGCGGACUGAGGCUGGCCGCAUGGAGCCCGAGCUGGAGCACACUCUGCCUGGGGUACCGGGGUCCCAGGGGGCCGGCGCUGGGACAGAGGAGGACAGCAAGCUCGUGGCCCUGUACCCUGACCUAGAGCCACAGUGGAGGUCCAGAGAGUCAAGAGAUGGACUUUCUAGAACAAGGAGAAAACUCGUGGCCAUCACCAGCUGUGGCCGCCAGCUCAGAAAGAGCUCAUGCCGUUCAGGAUGUCAAGGCUUCCAGAUGGAUGAGGCAGGAGGCUACAGAGGAGACAGAGCCACCAGGUUUGGGCGAAGGUGCCCAGUCCAGACCAGCUGCUGAGUCCACCAGGCGGGAAGCCACAUUCCCAAAGGCCACACCCUUGGCUCAAGCUGUUUCCUUGGCUGGAGUGGAGACCUCCCCCACAGGGUGGGACCUCCUCUUGCCCAACUGUGCAGCCUCAGCAGUGGGCUCCAGCACAGGUGACCUAGAACUGGCCAUCGAGUUCCCAGCCUCAGAGGCCUGGGACUAUGAGCUCGAAGGUCUGGAAGAGGACAGGCCGAGGCCUUGUCCAUCCCCACAGGCCCCGCUUCUCAGCCUGAGUUGGGAUGAUGAGCUGCAGAAGCCUGGAGCCCAGGUCUAUAUGCACUUCAUGCAGGAACACACGUGCUAUGAUGCCAUGGCCACCAGCUCCAAACUGGUCAUCUUUGACACCACACUGGAGAUCAAGAAGGCUUUCUUCGCCAUGGUGGCCAACGGUGUGAGGGCAGCCCCUCUGUGGGACAGCAAGAAGCAGAGCUUUGUGGGCAUGCUCACCAUCACAGACUUCAUCCUCGUCCUGCACCGCUACUACAGGUCACCCCUGGUUCAGAUCUAUGAGAUUGAAGAACACAAGAUUGAGACCUGGAGAGAGAUCUACCUACAAGGCUGCUUCAAGCCUCUGGUCUCCAUCUCUCCCAAUGACAGUCUGUUUGAAGCUGUCUACGCCCUUAUCAAGAACCGAAUCCACCGCCUACCGGUCCUGGACCCGGUCUCCGGCACUGUGCUCUACAUACUCACGCACAAGCGAUUACUCAAGUUCCUACACAUAUUUGGUGCCCUGUUGCCCCGUCCCUCCUUCCUCUACCGCACUAUUCAAGAUUUGGGCAUCGGCACAUUCCGAGAUUUGGCUGUCGUUCUGGAAACAGCUCCUGUCCUGACCGCGCUGGACAUCUUUGUGGACCGACGUGUGUCUGCACUGCCUGUGGUCAACGAAUCUGGUCAGGUCGUGGGCCUCUACUCCCGCUUUGAUGUCAUUCACCUGGCUGCCCAGCAAACAUACAACCACCUAGACAUGAGUGUGGGAGAAGCUUUGAGGCAGAGGACACUGUGUCUGGAGGGAGUUCUCUCUUGCCAGCCCCACGAGAGCCUGGGUGAAGUCAUUGACAGGAUUGCUCGGGAACAGGUGCACAGGCUAGUGCUGGUGGAUGAGACCCAGCAUCUUCUGGGCGUGGUCUCCCUCUCUGACAUACUUCAAGCACUUGUACUCAGCCCAGCUGGUAUUGAUGCCCUCAGCGCCUGAGAGUACUUGAGUCCUCACCCCCAAGCCGACUUCCUCACCUGAAAACCAAUGAAAGAGUCUUGGAACUUGAAGGGGAACUUGGCCCUCAUCUUCUCCCACCCCCAUUUGCUGGUUCUGUCUUGGUACAGGCUCUCCAACCUUCCCUAAUUGUCCUUGUUAUACCUAUGCUCCCAGAAGCCUUUGGGAAUGCCCAGUGCACCAGGAUGAUGAGAUUAAGAACAAGGGAGUCCAGCCUGAAUGUCCCUGAACCAGAAACACUGCAAUCAGCCUUGGAUCAUCUGUGUACCCUCCCCCUUUUUACGCCUUAACCUGCACAUGGGUCAGGGCCGAGCUCAGGGUGACAAGUGAGCAUGCAGCCUAUGGAUUUAGCCUGGGGCCUGGAAUGCUUGGUUUCUGGACCAUGUACACUCAUGUCUCCAGCUCCCAGGAGCCCUGGCUGUUCUUUCUCUGUGGAGCUACCACUGUACCACCACCAUCCACCAUCCCACACUCCCAGUACUGCCGAGCUUCUGGAGAACAACACUGAGAAGCCAUCCACCAUCCAUCCAUCGUCCUAUUCUCCCGGUACUGCCAAGCUUCCGGAAGGACAACACUGAGCAGCCCUUGGGUCUAGAGCUGUCUGCUAGACUGGGUGCUCCUGACACUGCUGCCUAGAGGGCUCCUUAGCUCUCACCAGUGAGCAGUGUUCCGUCCCCUCAGCGGCCCCUCCCCCCAAACAGAUGAUCUUGCGUUCAGAUCCUUGAGAAUGAGCAUUCAGGAAAAAAGAAACAAAAGAGCAAGCCACGACCUUGGAUGCUGCAGGCUUACUCAAACGCUAGUUACUGAAAUGAACUUGUGACAAACUCUUCGUGUCUCCUGAAUUCAAAGACUUGAAGGAAAACCUGCAACUGACAAAAGCUGCCGGUGGCCUUUCCUUUGUGUAUGGAAUGUUAUUCUGCAGACAGAUUUUUAAACUUUGAUUUGUAACAGAAUGACAAGGAAACCGUUUAUUAAUUACUCACAUGGUAGGUGAAACCCCAGCCCACAAAUGGGAGUUUGCAGGAAACAUAACCGAUCCUGUAACACUGGAUGCAAUUUUUACCAGGACCUCAAUUCACCAGGUGGAAAGAAAUUAAUCUCGUUCAA
Meriones unguiculatus (Mongolian gerbil) is the source of this 3088-nucleotide messenger RNA. RefSeq names its product protein kinase AMP-activated non-catalytic subunit gamma 3 (gene Prkag3). The record is from RefSeq and is a predicted model, not a curated record. NCBI's taxonomy places the organism in Eukaryota, Metazoa, Chordata, Mammalia, Rodentia, Muridae. Bases 569 to 1963 code for a protein of 464 amino acids. The transcript has 14 exons.